UCAGACCAGGUUACGACUGCAGACGAAACGCGGCCAAAUACAAAAAACAGUUUCUUGCAAAAGCCAGGAAAUCUCUUAUUUCAAUCGAAAUUAAAAAUAACAUGCAUCAAACAACAAGAUAACAUUUAAGGAUUUCGCUGAAAAGUAUCCCUUUCAUUUUUUUUCUCAAUCUUCCGCUAGAAGACUUUCCAGAUUUUGAUUUUAUCAACUUAGAAGAAAAACCAGAAGUUCUUCAUCUUCUACAUGGACCAAGUAUCUGAACUUGGGGAUGCACUUCCUUGUACCAACAAUAAUGUACCAAUAUUCCACGUUGAAGUGUGUCAGAAGCCAACAAGCACUGCUAGGAAUAAUAUAGUUUGUGAGAAAGUGCAGGCCUUGUUAAAAAGGCAUAAAACUGCUUAUGGAGAUUUGUAUAUAACAGAUUUUGAUGACAGUUUCCUGCGAGAACAUGUUCAGUCAGUCUUUUUGUGUGAUACAGAUUUAUCAAAUACAGAGAAAAAGGGAAUAGAUUUAACAGGGAACAAUAUACAGAUACAUACGUACCAGUUACAGGAUGAUGGACCUGGUACAGAGGAAUUGGAUGAUGAAGAUCUAGCUGCUGCUAACCAUUGGCUGUUACCUUCCACAGACUUUCAUGGGAUGUGGGACAGUUUAGUAUUUGAUGAUGAUAUUAAAGGAAAUUUGUUGAACUAUGCAGCAACUACCAUUUUAUUCUCUGACAGAAAAGUAGAUACAAAUGUGAUAUCCUGGAACAAAGUAAUACUGCUUCAUGGGCCUCCGGGAACUGGCAAGACCUCAUUGUGUAAGGCAUUAGCCCAAAAAUUAGUGAUCAGACUAUCUGAUAGGUUUAAAUAUGGACAGCUGAUAGAAAUUAACAGUCACAGUCUGUUUUCUAAAUGGUUCUCAGAGAGUGGUAAAUUGGUGAUGAAGAUGUUUAUGAAAAUUCAGGAGCUUAUUGAUGACCAGGAGUCUUUAGUUUGUGUUCUUAUUGAUGAGGUGGAAAGUUUGACUUCAGCCAGAAAAAGUGCUUUAUCAGGAAGUGAACCUUCAGAUGCUAUUAGAGUUGUAAAUGCUUUACUGACUCAAAUAGAUCAAAUAAAAAAACACAACAAUGUGAUGAUUUUAACAACUUCUAAUGUAACUGGAGCAAUAGAUCUUGCUUUUGUUGACCGUGCUGACAUUAAACAGUAUAUUGGACCUCCUUCACCGGGAGCCAUUUAUAAAAUCUAUCUGUCAUGUAUAUGUGAAUUGAUGAAGGCCAAAAUAAUCAGUCCUGCUCAACAAAUGUUUGACUUGAGACAAUUAGAAGUAAUGAGGUUCAUGCAGAAUGAUGCAACAAGACUUAGUUUACAGCUAAGGGACAUUUCUAUAAAAAGUCACAGUUUAAGUGGAAGAACACUGAGAAAACUACCAUUUAUUGCCCAUGCAAUGUUUGUACAAUGUUCUUCUGUUUCAUUAGAAGAUUUUCUGAAAGCAUUAGACAAGGCAGUUGAAAGACAGUUUCAAGAAAGAGCUGACUUAACAAGAGAUUAGCAGAAAAUAUUUAUUGUAGACACCUAUACAUUUUAUAGUUAUCAUACUAAAAACAAAAUUUGCAUAUCAUUGAUAUGAAAUGUUAUAUAGAUAUUUGCUUAAUCACAAGAACUUUUAAAUAUUAUUUUGUUUCAACUGCAAAAAGCGUUCAAACCAAAUUUCACAGAGUUUUUCUAGGUUCAGUACUUCACAUCAGGAAAACUAUAAGUAUUGUAAAUGUUUGUAUAUUUGUCAGUUUUUACAUAAAGAAUUUGGAAAAGAAUUAUACAAAUCAAAGUGAAAUCUUAACAAAAAUUUUAUCAAAUUCAGCAGUUCAGAUUUGUUCUAAGAAUAAAGUAAAUGUGACUGCAAAGUUGUUAAACUUUUAAUAAUGUUGUUUCAUUCAGUUCAACAUCAACUUAUGUUGUUAAAGUUUAAGUGUUAUUAAUUUUCGAUAAUUCAGUUGUUGAAUUUUUAUCUACUUGCAACUUUGUUGGAGAUGAGGAUAGAAUUAUUGUUAGAAGAGAGCUGUCAGAGAAAGAAUGAAAAUUGACAUUACCAAAUGUGAUAUUCUCUUUGAUUAUUCCUUGUCAGGAGUAAAUUGUAGAUGAAAUGAAAUACUAAAAUAAUAAAUAUUUAUUAUGUUA
This is a messenger RNA of Mytilus trossulus (common blue mussel), 2159 nucleotides long. RefSeq names its product pachytene checkpoint protein 2 homolog. NCBI's taxonomy places the organism in Eukaryota, Metazoa, Mollusca, Bivalvia, Mytilida, Mytilidae. Bases 244 to 1533 code for a protein of 429 amino acids. Gene Ontology annotation, biological process: meiotic recombination checkpoint signaling; reciprocal meiotic recombination. Gene Ontology annotation, cellular component: chromosome; nucleus. The transcript has 11 exons. Gene Ontology annotation, molecular function: ATP binding; ATP hydrolysis activity. The record is from RefSeq and is a predicted model, not a curated record.